AUGGUAUCGAGACGCACAAGAAAGGAGGCGAAAUCACGGAGCAGAAGUUCGACUACCCUGUCAGAAGUCUUGAAUCACGAAGCCAAGAAAAAACGUGCAAAAUUGACUGGGAUUCAUAAGAGGUAUAGACUAUCCCCCGAAUUAGCCAAAUUAAUUGGUAGUAAUGAACCCGAGACACGGUACAACGUUGUCAAAUUAAUAUGGAUUCAAAUCAAGGAAAGAAAACUCCAGGAUCCGGAAGACCCUGCCUACAUCGACUGUGACGAAGAAUUUGAGAGCGUGACCGUACUCAAAAAGUAUCGAAAAUAUAAUCGAUUAAUAGCCCUCGCCGACUUAUUACAUAUGCAACCAAAUUCAAGAGUCUCCAUGGAUGGUCAUACUGUUCGAUGA
Molecule: messenger RNA, 390 nt
Organism: Ctenocephalides felis (cat flea)
Lineage: Eukaryota; Metazoa; Arthropoda; Insecta; Siphonaptera; Pulicidae
Product: protein TRI1-like
Exons: 3
Coding region: 1-390 (129 amino acids)
Biological process (GO): regulation of transcription by RNA polymerase II
Cellular component (GO): SWI/SNF complex; nucleus
Source: RefSeq, a predicted model, not a curated record